Messenger RNA from Salvia hispanica, 1707 nucleotides. RefSeq names its product patellin-4. Gene Ontology annotation, molecular function: lipid binding. The record is from RefSeq and is a predicted model, not a curated record. NCBI's taxonomy places the organism in Eukaryota, Viridiplantae, Streptophyta, Magnoliopsida, Lamiales, Lamiaceae.
ACCGUUGUGGGCCCUCCCUCCCAUUUCCCCUUUCAAACAAAAUAUAUAUAACCGUUGCCUCCUCUCCUCAUUUCUCAUCACAAAAUCUCAGCAACAAAGAAGCCAAUCGAUUGAUCAGAGACGAUGACGGUUGAGGUUGAAUGUAGAGCUGAGGCGGCGCCGGUGGCUGUGGAGGAUGUGAAGACGGCGGCGGCGGAAGAAGUGAAGUGUGAGAAGGAAGAAUUGAAGCCUACGAUUGUGGAGAAAAGCUCUUCCUAUAGAGAAGAGAGCAAUUUCCUCUCCGAUCUCAAGGAUCACGAGAAGAAGGCCUUGAACGAGCUCAAAUCCAAGCUCGAAGCAGCCAUCCUCGAAAACUCCAUUUUCGCCAAGAAAGAAUCCCCCAAAGAGGAGACUUCUGAGGAGAAACCCUCGGAAGAAACAUGCGAAAAGAAAGAGGAAUCAGAAGUUUGCGAGGAAGAAACUGAAAAGCCCGCGCCCGAGCCCGUGCCCGUUGAGAAAUGCGAUGAGCCCGAAGCAAUUGAUGAAGACAUCUCGAUUUGGGGGAUUCCGCUCUUGCCGAGCAAGGGCAACGAGAGCACGAACGUGGUGCUGUUGAAAUUCCUCCGAGCUCGUGAAUUUAAGGUGAAUGAGGCCUUCGAGAUGCUGAAGAAGACGCUCCAAUGGCGGAAGGAUUUCAGAGCUGAUGCUCUUCUGGAGGAGGAGUUUGAGGCGGAGCUGGGCGGCGCGGCCUACAUGAGCGGCGUGGACGGCGAGGGGCACCCCAUCUGCUACAACAUCUUCGGCGUGGUGGACGAGAAGACGGUGGCGACGGAGGAGAAGAGGGAGCGUUUCUUGAGGUGGAGAGUGCAGCUCAUGGAGAAGGGUGUGCAGAAGCUGGAUUUUAAGGCUGGUGGGGUCAGCUCUCUUCUGCAGAUUAAUGAUCUGAAAAACUCUCCCGGAGCUUCCAAGAAGGAGGUCCGCGCCGCCGUGGAUAAGGCCGUGGCGGUUCUUCAGGAUAAUUACCCUGAAUUUGUUGCUAAAAAUAUUUUCAUCAAUGUUCCGUUUUGGUAUUAUGCUUUUCAUUCAUUGAUGUCUCCUUUCUUGACGCAAAGAACUAGGAGCAAAUUGGUCUUUGCUCGGCCUUCUAAGGUCACUGAGACUCUUCUCAAGUACAUUCCGAUCCAAGAAAUUCCAGUUCAGUAUGGAGGGAUGAAGAGGGAGAAUGACUUUGAGUUCUCCAAUGCUGAUGGUGAGGCUACAGAAGUUGUGAUCAAGGCUGGAGCCACUGAAACCAUUGAAAUCCCAACUCCAGAGGCUGGGACUACAUUUAUCUGGGAUGUGACAGUUCUUGGAUGGGAGGUGAGCUACACAGAGGAGUUUGUGCCAGCAGAUGAGAAUUCAUACACUAUGAUUGUGCACAAGUGUAAGAAGAUGGGGACUGAUGAGGAAGCGGUUCGUAAUACGUUCAAGAACAACGAGGCGGGGAAGAUCGUCAUAACUGUGCACAAUUCAUCUGGGAAGAAGAAGAAGUUGUUCUACAGAUACAAGAUCAAGAAGGCAGCAAUUUGAUUGAUGCUGAUCGAGGCCAUGGAUUUUGAUUCUUGAGGAUUUUUUUUUUAACUUAAAAGUUGAUGUUGAUUCUUUAUUUGAUUGAUUUGUUGUAAUUUCGUGGUGGAAAAUUAUUUUUCUUUGUAUUAAUUCAUCAAUCACUAUUUGGAUUUUGAUUCA